Messenger RNA from Zerene cesonia (dogface butterfly), 1117 nucleotides. It is a transcript of the gene Mlc1, whose product is annotated as myosin light chain alkali. The transcript has 7 exons. Gene Ontology annotation, molecular function: calcium ion binding. The record is from RefSeq and is a predicted model, not a curated record. Gene Ontology annotation, cellular component: muscle myosin complex. The coding region runs from base 129 to 581 and encodes 150 amino acids. Lineage: Eukaryota; Metazoa; Arthropoda; Insecta; Lepidoptera; Pieridae.
CUCAAAUAUCCAGACGUGAGCGCCAUCUGAGCCAGUUAAAACAGUCAAGUGAAAAGUUUCCAAGCUCCACUUCUUGUCUAAACGUCUGCCAGUGAAGACCGGGAGGGAACCAACUAACACCACACAAAAUGAGCGACCUCAGCAAAAACGACAUCGAAAGGGCAUCCUUCGCCUUCUCCAUCUACGAUUUUACCGGAAAUGGUAAAAUCGACGCUUACAAUCUGGGUGACGUCCUGAGGGCGCUCAACUCCAACCCCACACUGGCUACCAUCGAGAAACUCGGUGGCACUAAGAAGAAGGGCGAGAAGCAACUUUCGGUUGAAGAGUUCCUUCCCAUCUACGCCCAGUGCAAGAAAGACAAAGACCAGGGCGUCUAUGAAGACUUCUUAGAAUGUCUGAAACUGUACGACAAGAAUGAGAACGGUCUGAUGCUUGCUGCUGAGCUGACGCACACACUCCUUGCUUUAGGUGAAAAACUCAAUGAUGAAGAAGUAGCGGAAAUCACAAAGGACUGCAUGGACCCUGAAGACGACGACGGCAUGAUCCCAUAUGCAUCAUUCCUGAAGAAGGUGAUGGCGUAGAGGAUGUACCUGUCGUCAAAUCUUUAGUUAUAAGAUCCUUUCCUCAAAAAAAUGGUUGAAGGCUGGUCACCCAAAAAGACGGAAGGCGCGGCGGCACCGGCAGAGGCGCCAGCGCAAGGCUAAGACCUCGUGCUCCGACCCAUCCGCGCCAGCCCCCGUAACACCAGAACGCCGUAUCAACCAUCACACAAUACGGACUGUACCUUUUUAUACGAUUAAACAUCUUGUACAACAAACUCUCAAUGAAUGUACAUAUUUAAUAUUAAAUGUCGAGCACUGUAAACGCGCUUUGUACGUGUCAUUUUAAAUUUAUUAUUAUUUAUUAAGUUUAUAAUUACAAAAUAAAAAAAAACAAACCACAACUAUUUUAUAAUAAAAUAUUAAAACGUUCCAUCUUGUCUGUAUGUGCGUAGUUCUUUGUUAUUCUUUGAAUAUUUACUUGGUUACCAAAAUGCUUACCAUAGUUAAUGAAAGUUAAUUAGAAGUAAGAAAAUUAUAAAACAGUGACAGUGGAAAUACAUUUAACUAAAUUAAAA